Molecule: messenger RNA, 1014 nt
Organism: Pyricularia pennisetigena
Lineage: Eukaryota; Fungi; Ascomycota; Sordariomycetes; Magnaporthales; Pyriculariaceae
Exons: 2
Coding region: 1-1014 (337 amino acids)
Biological process (GO): nucleotide metabolic process
Molecular function (GO): ATP binding; ATP:ADP adenylyltransferase activity
Source: RefSeq, a predicted model, not a curated record
AUGGGGAGAAUAAGAGCCCCGAACAACCUACCAGAGCUCGUCAGGUCGGCAUUUGCGCGCGCAAAGGCCAGCGGCGACGUCAAUUUUUACCCCACGCAAGCCGCCGUCCUUCACGUGAGCUCGAUACCGUUCCAACUCCGCUUCUCGCCCUCGCUGGCAAACAAGCCGAAACCAGCACCAAAGCCGACCGACCCAGACGGCAGCAGCAGCAGCGGCGGCGGCGGCGGCAGCGGCGGCACAAAACCAUUCGACCCGUUCGCCGACCCGCCGGCCGCGCUCGUCGUGGCGGAGCUGGAGCCGCCGACGCACUACCUGGUGCUGAACAAGUUCGCCAUCGUGCCGGAGCACUUCAUCCUGGCCACGAGGGCGUUCGCCGCGCAGACGGACCUGCUCGAGGCCGCAGACCUGGCGGCGGCGCGCGCCUGCCUCGACGCCUACGCCGACGCCGACGGCGGGCUCUUUGUCUUUUACAACUGCGGCGAGCACAGCGGCGCCAGCCAGGCCCACCGCCACCUGCAGCUCCUCCCCGUCGCGAGGAUGAGGGACGGUCUGCCGGCCGGCGGCGGCGGUAGCGGCGGCGCCGGGUGGGACGUGCUGGCGGCGCGGCUCGGCGCCGGCUCCGUCGCCGAAAAGCUCCCGUUCCCGUGCCUGGUGCAGAGGCUGGAUCCCGCCCGGUGCGGCGCCUCGGCGGACCCGGAUGGUGCGGCGCUGCGGGAGGCGUACCUGGCGCUGUACCGGCGGGCGUGCGGCGUGAUGGGCGUCGAGGGCGUCGAGGCCCAGGCGGAGGGAGAGGCCAGGAUCAGCUACAAUCUCGCCAUGAUGCGGGACGUCAUGGUGAUGUGUCCCAGGAGGGCCGAGGGCGCGCCGUUGGUGGCGCCCGGCGGGGAGGAGGUCGGCAAGCUGGCGCUCAACGGGACGGUCCUGGCUGGGACGGCGCUGGUCAAGAGCGAGGCCGAGUGGGAUGCGUUGAGGGCUGAUCCGGACCAGCUGGCUAGGGUUCUGGCAAGGAUAUGA